This is a messenger RNA of Rhineura floridana, 4493 nucleotides long. RefSeq names its product epithelial membrane protein 2 (gene EMP2). NCBI's taxonomy places the organism in Eukaryota, Metazoa, Chordata, Lepidosauria, Squamata, Rhineuridae. Gene Ontology annotation, cellular component: plasma membrane. The record is from RefSeq and is a predicted model, not a curated record. The transcript is spliced from 5 exons. The coding region runs from base 469 to 972 and encodes 167 amino acids.
AAUCUGCCAGCAAAUCAGUUUAUUUCAAGCGGCUGCAAGACAGUUUAUUCCAGUGAUGGGGCAACGCAUGAGAUAAAAUAAUCCCCCCGCCUCCGUUUCCCAGUUAUGGGAUCGUGACAUAAAAAUUUGCGAGUGUUUUUUUUCGGGGGGGGGGAAUGACAGAAUCGGAUAAGAUCUGCAAGUUUAGGGAUUGGUUUUGAGUGUUUACAUCCCUUCCUCUCGCUUCUCUCCACUUUUGCCUGCCCUGAGUGGAGAGAAAGAGGCACCUUUGAAACACCAUCUCUCCCCCCCUUUCCACACCCAGCUUGGCUUCUGACAUCACCCUGGCUCCAGGAGGAGGAGACAGACCUUCAAAACAAGCUGCAGUUUCCCCCCCGCCUUGGCUAGCCUCAUCAAGCUGACUGCAGCCACCGUGGCCACCAGACCAACCGCAUUCUCGUCUUCUGAAGCUGCCCUCCCUGCGCAAAGAUGCUGAUUCUCCUGGCGUUCAUCAUUGUCUUCCACAUAACCUCAGCAGCUUUUUUGUUUAUCUCCACGAUUGACAGCGCCUGGUGGGUUGGGAAGGACUUCUCCACAGACAUUUGGUAUCUAUGGACCAAUGGCACGAACCCUACAGCACUUAACGAGACCUUCUCGGACUACCCCGCGAUCCAGGCAGUUCAGGCCACGAUGAUCCUGUCCACCAUCCUCUGCUGCGUGGCCUUUUUCGUGUUUAUCCUUCAACUCUUCCGACUAAAGCAAGGGGAGCGAUUUGUCUUAACAUCCAUCAUCCAGCUCUUAUCCUGUUUGUGCGUGAUGAUUGCAGCAUCAAUUUACACAGACCGCCAUGAAGAGUUUCACAAGGGUCCAUACUACGACUUUAUCAAGGUCAACAGCGGCCAGUUUGGCUAUUCCUACGUCUUGGCCUGGAUUGCCUUUGCUUUCACUUUGCUCAGCGGCAUCAUGUACCUAAUAUUAAGGAAGCGUAAAUAAAACUCUGGCAGCUGGUUUUAGGAAAAGGAAACGUUCUAUCCUUUGGCAGUACUGGAAAUCCAGUAACUAUUUUGUAUAUAGUCAGAAGCGGUUUUGUAGUAAAGUUAUGGUUUGUUUCUCCUCUCCCAAUGCAUCACCCCAUCCCCCUUGGUGUGAAACUACAAGUAUUAUGGGAGAGGGAGAAAACUGCAGGUCAACUGGAACAGCUAAACUCCCCUAGUGUGAGUGGGCAACUUAAAGGCAGCUGUUGGUGCUCAGUAGCCAUUGAUAGAACCUAUCCUCCACGAUUUUGUCAUUUCCUCUUGUUAUACAGCUUUCAAAAUAGGUAAUAUUACUAAGCAUUAACAAAACAAGCAGGAGUUGUCUUAUGGCUCUGUAAGACAAAUGUGCAUAGCUGGCAGAGUGCAGUAAGCAUUGUUCUGUCGCUAGCACUACGCACUCAGAUGGACGUCUGGAGUCUCCUUAGGAAUAUGAAGGAGGAGGUCUGCGAGAUCCAGACUCCUCUUGGCCCCCAAAUAAUUAUUUGGAUCCAGGAUAUCAUCCUGCAGCCAGUAGUUCCUUCAGUGAUCCAAAGCCAGUGGAGGAGGGAACUCGGAUGCAGUUCUUUCUAAAGUAGUGGCAUGGUAUGACAAUUAUGUGCUCGGUGCUGCUAGUUCUGGGCUGAUCUUGAACUGCCUAGCAGGACAAAGGUACUGCGCCCAUGUGGUUGCCAGGGGUUUAGCACAUGGGUGUGCCCUGCUCUAAACAUAAUCAAUUCAGGCUUGGAAGUAAUUCCAGCUGGACGCAGCAUCAGCUAGCACAGCGGAAGAUUGUUCUCUGCUGCUCUAGGUGCACAGCAAAAACCCUUACAGCUUCUGUGAGCGUUACUUUCUGAGACUAAAACAAUUGCUCCCGGACAUCAAACUGUGCAUUCAGAGUAAAUCUGUUCACUGCCUUGACCAGCAGUCAACAAAGGCAGCAUGUUGUCAAACCAAACACUUGGCUCAUUUCUGCACUGGCCGUUCAGUCACGCCUUCAUUGAAACAUUUCCCUACAUUUGGGAAGAAUUUGAAAGAAAGGCUGUCUUUGAGGGCACCCAAUCCCUCCACUGAAAAAGGGAUUCUAGGUAGCUUUCCUCUGCCAUGACCCCGAAGAGCUGUCGGUGUAGAAAGAAAAAAGAAAUUAAACAACAUGGCAGCCAAGUUGCAGGGGGCCACCAGAAAUCAUUUUGGGGACCCUAUAGGGCCAGCAGUUUAGCCACCCCUGGUGAAGACAAUAAGAGUUUUGGGUCAGCCAGUCUGAGUCAUAAGGAGGCAUUUAUGUACUGGGUCCUGGUACAAAGUGAUUUUGGCAGCACAGCUUUUCUGCUUUGUUGUCUGCUUAAAUACAUACAGCAGGCAACAAAAGGGUGAUUUUUAAACCAGGAAAUGCCCAAACAACACCAAACCUUAUUGCCUCUUGAGUUGCAUCAUUCCAGAAGAUCCACUUUGGCUUUCCCAGUUACCCAAAUCCACAUGCUUUCCCAAGCCCCCUCCCCCAAACCAACCAUAAUUUGGCCACCCAUCCACCAUAUUUAUUGGUGGCUAUAUAUAUAUCUCCAUCUUUCCAAUAUUGGCUUGUGUCAAAACAAGUUGCCUGGGUUUCACAGCCCCGGAAGCAUGUGCCAAAUCACCCAGCAGGUGACAAAACUCAGGUUGCUCUUAAAAUGUGUCUUGGGACAUCCUUAACAGCAGCAAAGAUUACUUUACAGAGCAUUCUUUUUAAAAUUAGACAACCCCAUCGACUACCCCAAAAGCUAACAGCUGUUUCCUUACUAAUCCCAGUGGUUGCUACUAAGGCUGCAAUCCUCUCUCUGUUGCUAGGGUAUAAGCCCUAUUAAACUCAAUAGGGAGUUACUUCCAAAUAAACAUAACUUACAAGUCUUCCAUCUGCAUGGCUGUCACCUGAUCAAGAUCAUUUCAGCUGAUCAUCAGCUGCCUUUUAAAACAACCAUUCCAUUAAGUUUAAACUAAAUGCUCAUGUAGCCCAAUUCAUAUCUCAAUACAGGGCCUUUUGAGAUUUGGGAGGAUGUGAAGGAAUGCAACCAACCAACCAACCAACCCAUUUUCAGUACAUUUUCUUUUGCACCUUGAUCCAGAAGAACCAAAAACUGUCACUUCCCUCUGCAGCCUUUCCAUCUCCAAAACAAUGUACCUGAAAAAAGUUACUUAAAACAGGUUAAAAAAAAAAGGUACCCCAGAUUUGAAUGUUAACAUGAAAGGGGGAAGAAAAUGUCUAGACCCUGCAAAAUAUCUGGCCAAAUGUUUGAAUUCAUGCAAAGACCCAGCUCCUCCCAACUGUGUUCUGUAUGGAAAACCUCCCUCUAGCUCAUGGGCAGAGCUUGGAAAAGUUACUUUUUUGAACUCCCAUCACCCCUAUCCAGUGGCCAUGCUGGCUGGGGCUGAUGGGAAUUGUAGUUUUUAAAAAGUAACUUUUCCAAGCUCUGCUCAUGGGUGAGGAACUUCAGCCCCAGGGGCCGGCUGAACCCUUCCCCCUUGCUGUCUGUCCCUUGGGACUCUCCCCCAGGCCACACCCCUCACCGGCCCUGCUUUGCACCCUCCUUGAGGGCUUUUGCCUGGCUGGAACAUGUUCCUGAACUGUAGUCAUGUCUCGCUUGCCUGGAUGGAAGAUGAAGCGUUAGGAUGUAGGCGGUGCUGGAGAAACUUCUGACUUAUGCAUGGCUAGAUUAUAGCCGCCUGUACAGAGAGGAGAAUCAGAGCUGUUGCUCCAUCCACUUUUGCCUCUGCACAUGCCCAUCACUGGCACAUGGCCCCUGGAAGGUUGCCCGUGCUCUAACACAGUUCUUCAACCUUAGGCCCCCAGAUGUUGCUGGAAUACAACUCCCAUCAUCCUUGGCCGUUGGCUGGGGUUGUUGAGAGUGGUAGUCCAACAACAUCUGGUGACCCAAGGUUGAAGAAUGCUGCUCUAAUGGUUGCUGACAUCCCCGUUACUGACCAGUUUCUGCCCCCUCCCCUUGAACUCAAAUUUACUGCUCCUUAUUCUUGUCCUGUGCUCUGAAGUCCUCAGACAUUUUGGGCCCAGGCACAUGUACAUUUUAUACAAAAAUCUGCACCACUGUCCAUUCGCUACUCAAAAGAAUGAACUUGUCUGGCCGGGUAAAUUGUAUAGACUGAAAUUAUAUUUAUGUAAAAAAGUAUGUACAUGUACAUACACAUAUAGAAUUAUUUUCAUAUUUAGAUUUCUGACCACAUAAGACAAUACCAUCAUUUUUUCCAAAAACAAAAAGACCACCUUUUUUUUUUCUUAAAAUGUUACUGCCUUUGCAACUCGACUUGGAAUUAUAGGAACUUUUUUUUUUUUACAUUUGCUCCUACUAUUUUUCAAGAUUUUUUAUUUUUAAAAUACAGAAAUUAAGAAACCAAAAAUGUUUGGCAGAGGACAGUAAUUUUCAGGAUUGCUAGCUUAACUCUAUCCACUGUGCCUCAAGUGUUUUGUAUUUUAUAUACCCACUGUGUAUAUGGAAAUAAAAGUUACAAACAGUA